AUGCCUUCGAUCACCCAUCCACCGUCAACAUGGCGGAGGUUCGCCGCCGCCUCCGCCCUCUUACUUUUCCUCCUUCUCCCAACCCCUCCUUCUUCCGCCGCCGCCCAACCGGCUUCCAUCCCGGCAAGCGGCGAAUCCUCCUCCUCCACCCCGGCCAAAAGCCUCCCCCCCAUCCUCUCCGUCCUCUGGGCCCUCUCCAUGGUCACGGCCGCCAUCAGCUACUUCUUUUCUUUCCUUCUCUGCGUUAUUUUCUUCUAUCGUUAUAUCAUUCUCCAAACCCCUCUUCUUUCGGACGACAAUGACAUCCUGGGCUUUGGCCCCGUCGGCACCCCCGUCGCCUUCACCGCCUUUGGCUUCUUCUUAAUCUUCAUCUUCCUCCUCAUCCUCGUUGGCGUAGUAAUUGCCGUAAUAUAUGGUCCGGUGCCUACCGAAUACCGCACCGGUCACCCCCUCCGUCAUGAGGGGCACUGCCUCCGCGCCCCUUGCGGCCUCAACCCCGCCGUCAUCAAGACCUUCCCGACCGUCAUCUACUCCGCCGUGAAGGGACACAAAAUCAGCGAGGCAUCGCUGGAGUGCGCCGUGUGCCUGAACUACUUCGAGGACGAUGACACGCUCCGCCUGAUCCCCAAGUGCAACCACGUGUUCCACCUCGACUGCAUCGGCAAGUGGCUCGCCUCCCACACUACCUGCCCCGUCUGCCGAGCCAACCUCACGUCGCAGCAGGCCGGCAGCUCGGCAAGUCAACUCCCCGAGUCAGGCACCGAGCCGCCGCGGGUCGAGGUGACGGUCGAGGCGACUCUGCCCAAUGGCGGCGCACCAGAGAGGAGCCCGCGAGAAGGACAACGGCAGCGAAUCCAUCCGCCAGAUCUAUGGGACAAGAACGAGAGCGGCAGCUUCAAUAAUCGCAACCGAACAGGUGGCUCGGGCAGGAUCCGGAGGUUUCCUCGUUCACACUCGACUGGGCACUCGCUAGUCCGACCGAGUGAGGACACCGAGCGUUUCACCCUGAGGAUGUCCGCCGAGGUGAGCAAGCAAUUGAUGGACCGGCCCGGGCCGGUCCUGCCCCCGGAAGGUUGCUCGAGGCGAGGAUACCGAUGCGGAGUCGAAGGGAGCAGCCCAAGGAGGUACUUCGGGAGGCCGGACUGGCUGGACCGGGCAACCAAGUCGGAAAGGUGGGAUUUCAAUAGGAUCUCGCCUAUAUUGGCUGCCAACGAUGGCGGAAGGUCCUCUCCGGGCUCGGUUGAACAGGCUCGACCGGCCAUUUAG
Messenger RNA from Syzygium oleosum, 1266 nucleotides. Its product is annotated as putative RING-H2 finger protein ATL37. Bases 1 to 1266 code for a protein of 421 amino acids. The record is from RefSeq and is a predicted model, not a curated record. The transcript has a single exon. NCBI's taxonomy places the organism in Eukaryota, Viridiplantae, Streptophyta, Magnoliopsida, Myrtales, Myrtaceae.